AUGUCGCACCGUUCAGCACUUGCUCAGCUUCGAGCUCAGCGAGCUUCCGGCAAGACACGGCUCGAUUCCUACCAGGUCGAAGACCAAGGUGCCAUUUACGACGAAGUCGACGAAGAUGGUUACAAGAAAGUUGUGCGAAGUCGCCUUGACAAAGACGACUUUGUUGUCGACGACAAUGGGGAAGGCUACGCAGACGACGGUCGAGAAGAAUGGCAAAAUGAACGACAAGAAUAUAGUAGUGACGAUGGCGAGGAGCUUCCACUAAAAGGGAAAGCCGCAAAGCGAAAACGCGAAGAAGAUCGUGAGAAAGAAGACCGCACCAACCACAAGAUCCUAAACUACUUCAACAAUGGCCCUGUGGCAGCGGCUCCUAAGCCCAAGAUCCAAACUACUGCCGAAGACGAAGCGUUCAUGGCCGAUCUCCUGGGGGAAGUCGACGCCAAUAUCCUCUCGACCCGGAAAUACACAGCAAAACCAGUCAAAUCCGAGAAUCGACGCAAGGUCAGGGUGCUCUCUCCUCCACUUUCCCGCGAGCAACCUCGACAGAAGUACCAAGCGCCGACCACCGAGCUGGUUGACACUCCACCUCCGCAGUCUGUACAAGAGGAUGACCAUAUGGCAACGUUUGAUGACGACAAUAUCAUGAGCGAUCCUCUUCCUUCCUCGCCGGUCGUCAAGGCUGUAGAGCGCAAGGCGAAGGUUCAGAUCAAAGAGGAGGACGAGGAUGAAGAUAUCAUGGAUGUUGCCCAAGUUGUUGGGCACGAAGCUGCCCAAUCAACAAGUAUCAAUAUGACUGGCAGCAGACCGCCACCAAAGAUCAAGGCUCAUCCACAGCUUCCAUCACCCCAGAGCUCUUCCCCACCGUUGCCUCCAGUCACCGAGGUGGAUGCUUCUUCAUGGAACAAGAUCACUAGCAAGUUGAAUAUCCAGAGCAGUCCGUCUUCGGAGAUGCGUACCUUCGGUAAAAUGAAGCCUCAAGAUGCUGUUGAAGAGGACGGCAGCCUGCGCAUGUUCUGGCUCGACUAUACCGAAGUCAAUGGCAGUCUCUGUCUUUUUGGAAAGGUUAAGGACAAGACGAGCGGGCAGUAUCGUAGCGCAUUCGUCAAGGUCGACAACGUUCUCCGCAAGCUCUUCUUCCUUCCAAGGAAGUACAGGGUUGUCAACGGCAGGGAAACUAGCGAGGAAGUCGAGAUGGAUGAUGUGUACGGCGAAGUCGAUUCGUUGAUGUCCAAAAUGAAGGUUUCUACCAGAAAGGUCAAGCCAUGUACACGGAAGUACGCAUUUGAGCUCCCUGAUGUCCCGAAGGAGGCCGAAUAUCUCAAGCUUCUCUAUCCCUACGACAAGAAUGCGCUUCCGAUGGACCUACAGGGAGAGACAUUUUCCCGUGUAUUUGGCGCGAACACGGCUUUGUUCGAACAGUUCGUGCUAUGGAAGAACAUCAUGGGCCCGUGCUGGUUGAACAUUGAAGAUGCCGACUUCAGCGCUGUCAAUAAUGCCUCUUGGUGCAAGUUGGAAUGUGCUGUCACCAAACCGGCCAACAUUACCGUCUUGAGCAACUCUGAGAACCUUGAAGCUCCACGUCUUACAUUGAUGUCCCUGGCAUUCCGGACUCAACUCAAUGUCAAGGAGAAUAAACAGGAAAUCUUGAUCGCGAGUGCUCGAAUCUACGAGAAUGUCUCCCUGACCGACACGACUCCUCCCGAAGAAAUGCCAUCUCGGACAUUCACAGUGAUGCGACCAUCCGGAUCUGCUUAUCCCGUUGGCUUUGAAACAGAAACCAAAAAAAGGAACGACACGGUUAUGCUUGAGAAGACGGAACAAUUUCUCCUUAGCAAGUUCCUUGCACUUUUCGAAAGGGUGGACCCUGAUGUCUUGAUUGGCCACCAACUUCAAGAAGUCGACUACAGCAUUUUACUCAGCCGCUUGAAAGAGAAGAAAACCCCAGGGUGGCACCGGAUCGGUAGAUUGAAGCGAGGAGAAUGGCCCAAGUCCUUUGGCAGAGGUGCCACAUUCUGUGCUGAGAGACAGCUCCUGGCAGGGCGGCUCAUGUGCGACCUGGCAAACGACAUGGGCAAGUCUUUGAUGACCAGGUGUCAACAAUGGAGCUUGACAGAGAUGUGCGAUCUGUAUCUCGGACCGGACAACCGUCGCCGUGAGCUGGACAAUGAAGCAGCCUUGAAGACCUGGGCCACCACUCGUGACGGCUUACUCAACUACGUUACCCACUGCCACGCCGACACUUUCUUCAUUGCGGCGCUUGCUUUGAAACUGCAAAUGCUGCCACUGACCAAAGUUCUCACAGAACUUGCUGGGAACUCGUGGGCUCGUACCCUGAGCGGCACACGAGCCGAACGGAAUGAGUAUAUUCUACUACACGAGUUCUACCGCAACAAAUACAUCUGUCCCGAUAAGGAAUUCGGUAAAGGUCGUGCGAAACAAGCGCAGGAAAAUGAAGACGAAGACGAUGGAGCUGACACCAAAAAGAAGGACAAGUACAAAGGUGGCCUCGUCUUUGAGCCAGAGAAGGGUCUCUACGACAAGUUCAUCCUCGUUAUGGAUUUCAACAGUUUGUACCCCAGCAUCAUCCAAGAAUACAACAUCUGCUUCACGACUGUUGAUCGCUCAGCCACUGCCGCAAAUGAGAACGAGGAGAAGGUGCCAGAGGUCCCAAUCGAUCAACCACAGGGCAUUUUGCCGAAGCUUAUCGCCAACCUUGUCACGCGCCGUCGGGAAGUCAAGAAGCUGAUGAAGGACAAACGAGCCUCUGCAGAGCAACAGGCACUCUGGGAUACCAAACAAAUGGCGUUGAAACUUACAGCCAACUCCAUGUACGGGUGCCUCGGUUAUACCCAAUCCCGCUUCUACGCACGGCCGCUAGCCAUGCUCACCACCUUCAAAGGUAGAGAGAUUCUAAGAAGCACCAAGGAGCUUGCAGAAAGCAACCAACUCCAGGUCAUCUAUGGCGACACCGAUUCCGUCAUGAUCAACACCAAUGCAGACAAUAUAGCACAGGCGCUAAGUGUUGGGCUCGAGUUCAAGCGCUCAGUCAACGAGAGAUACAGGCUACUGGAGAUUGAUAUCGACAACAUUUUUCGACGCUUGCUGCUACAUGCCAAAAAGAAGUAUGCCGCCAUCAACAUGGCGGAGAUCGAUGGCAAGUAUGUUGAGAAGCUUGAAGUCAAAGGUCUUGACAUGAAAAGAAGAGAAUACUGCGCUUUGUCCAAGGAGGCGUCUCAGAAGCUGUUGAACGAAAUCCUUUCGGGCGAAGAUUCAGAGGUUGUCCUCGAGAAGAUCCACGAAUAUCUCCGGGAGCUGUCAGGCAAAAUGAGGGAGAACGCCAUCCCCGUUCAGAAAUAUGUCAUCUACACGAAACUUGGCAAGAAUCCAACAGAAUACCCCAACGCAGAUUCGAUGCCUCAGGUACAGGUUGCUCUCCGUGAGAUCAGUCGAGGCAAAACCGUCCGGGUCAACGACGUCAUGUCAUACAUUGUGACCAUGGGAGACGAACAGACAAAGGGUCUCCCUGCGCCGAAACGAUCUUAUACGCCCCAGGACGUUCAAAAACCAGAUUCUGGUCUUGUCCCGGACGUUGAAUACUACCUCCAUAAACAGAUCUUCCCGCCGAUUGAAAGGCUGUGCGCACCCAUCCCCGGGACUGACUCGGUCAGACUCGCCGAAUGCUUAGGCCUGGACGUGCGUAAAUAUCAAAUCAACACUUCGAACGGCGGCAGUCAACGAAGUACCGAGAUUUUCCCUCUCGAAUCACAGAUUCCGGACAGUGUCCGCUUCCAGGAUGCCGUGAGACUCAGUCUGAGGUGCAGAGAAUGUAUGCAGGCAACGGUAUUCGAGGGACUUUGUGAUUCAACCGAUUCAUGCACACCCGAGGGUAUCUUGUGCGGCAACGUCGAGUGCAGGAAAGUCAUUCCACGAUUGAGAAUUGUUAUGCAACUGGAGUCGCAAAUCCGGGCGCAGACCUGUGCCUACUACGAAGGCUGGCUGGUCUGUGACGACCCCUCUUGUGGCAACCGAACCCGGCAGAUGUCAGUCUAUGGACACCGCUGUCUGGGCCCAAGUGGGCGCGCUGAGGGCUGUCUUGGACGGAUGUCGUAUGAAUAUUCUGAGAAGAAGCUAUACAACCAGAUGUUGUACUUUGCGGCCUUGUUUGAUGUUGAAAAGGCCAAAAACAAGGCGCGGUCAGAGAAGGAAUAUGCGGAGAAAAAGGAUCGGAUCAUGGUGCUCGCGGAGACGAACAAAGAAGCAUUUGAGGCGAUCAAGGCUGUCGUGGAUGGAUAUUUGAGGAAAUGUGGGCGACAGUGGGUGGAAAUGGAUACGCUGUUCAGCUUCGCUCUGAAGUGA
Messenger RNA from Fonsecaea erecta, 4356 nucleotides. RefSeq lists its product as hypothetical. Lineage: Eukaryota; Fungi; Ascomycota; Eurotiomycetes; Chaetothyriales; Herpotrichiellaceae. The transcript is spliced from 3 exons. Gene Ontology annotation, biological process: leading strand elongation; mitotic DNA replication initiation; DNA replication. The record is from RefSeq and is a predicted model, not a curated record. Gene Ontology annotation, molecular function: pyrimidine nucleotide binding; purine nucleotide binding; DNA-directed DNA polymerase activity. Gene Ontology annotation, cellular component: alpha DNA polymerase:primase complex. The coding region runs from base 1 to 4356 and encodes 1451 amino acids.